GUAGUUGAGAGAAUACGGUUAGUGAGCCGGACCUCGAAACGACAGUGCGCCCGGCGGGCGUGUGGUGCUGUGUGCGACUUGGCACAGGUGUGGUGACUCAAGACGAGGAAGUGUUUGUGAUGCGAGUGAGAGGCACGAGACGUGAGCACGUGGCGGGUGUAGAGAGAGCUGGUGUAACGUGAGGGGCUCGCGGCUGACGAAACAACACCGAGUGUCGAGCUCAGAUCGGGAGACUGCGUUAGUACGUUUCCUCUUCGCAUCAUACCAUCAAUGACCUUAUCUGAGCUUUCUUGCUGGUCCACUCCUAGCUUACCUGUAUCAACCUGUCAUGCCGAGCUCCUGUCAACUGCAUUCCUUCCCGCGACCCAACCUGACCUGACCUAACCCACCAUAACCCUCUCCGUCCCCCUCCACACUGACACUAACACAGUGACACCUGACACCAUGCCGGACCAGUCCAGCUCCCCGGCGCGGGUGUCGAUCGUGGCUGCAAGUCGUCACAUCCGACAGGUGGUCACGCGGCAGACAGCCGACGUGGAGCGCCACCACGCCAGGCCUCCCUCCCUGCCGCCCGCCGCCCGCCCGGUCGGUGUGGGGUGGUGCGGCCGGCCGGCCGGCAGUAUACCGGGCACAGGCCACGAGUCGGGACGGUGGAGUCCGUCUCGCUCCGACCGCGAGCCUCGUGGCGUGUGCUGUUUGCUUUGUGUGGUGGUGGACGGUCGGCGAUACGGGUGUUCCGUGCCUGAGAGGUGCUCGGUUGGAGGAAAGGCACGAGUGAGUGGUUGAGUGGUCUCGCCUGCCUCUGUUGCACUUCUUCAAGGUCUUCAAGACGACUGAUUGCGGGUAACUUGUGCAAUAGUGUGACUUUGUACUGUUCCUUACCGUAGCCAACUGUGAAAAACAAACUAGAGCGCACCUCAACCGAUGUCGGGUCGCGCGUCCAGAUAAAAAUCGUGCCAGCCGGUCGCCUUGGCGAGAUAGGCGGCCCCGAGCACGCCUCGAGACGAUAACGUCUGGCUCAACCUCAGUCUGUGCGCGGCGCCGGUGGUGUUCGAGCGAGCCGACAGUCCGUCUCGAUCGGACCAGCUGCGUGUCUCGGUCGGACCAGUUGCGUGUUUGUGGUUGGCGUGGUGCGUCUGCGUCCAGCUGCGUCCGGUUGUGUGCUGUUUGCUGCAGUGUGCGUUGGAGGGCGGAUCAUCCUCAGGGGAGAUGUCACCAGACGGACGGACGUGAUACGGUGAACGGGAGACGCGAAUACAUCAGCGAGAGACGGCGUGGAGACAAACCACAGCCAUGUCUCGCCGAGCGUCCCUGGACGAGCUGCAGGCUCGCUUCACCCGAACGGCCAAACAGCGGAAAAACAGCUGUGAGCCGGCAGAGCUGCUGUCGGGCGGCGCCAUGCCGCUGGACCUGCCCCACGCCGCCGCGCCGGCCGCCUCCAAGACGCCGCGCUCGCUCAAGAUCUCGAUGCCGCGCAUGCGCCACCACGAGCCCGAGCAGCCGGCGGUGAGCGGCAGCCACGGACGCGCUGAUGCCGAUCAGGAGCCGUCGCCGCUGCCGCUUCGACUCAGAUCUCGCCUCAACGAUCUAUUUUUCCAAAUUGAGAAGGAAUUCGAAGCGGUUUGCUCAGAAAAUGCAGCAUUGCACAAGGAGCUGGAGCUGCUACAGGAGAAGCCGGACCGCGAGACAGGAGACCGGUGUGAUGACACGGACGGAGCCGUCAAGAGCAAACAGAAGCUCAUGUCGCACGCGGCGCAGAAGCUGAAGCCGGCCUACAAGCUGAAGCAGCAGACCAGUAAGAUCGUGUCGAGCUUCAAGGCGGCGUCGGUGGUGUGUGCCCUGGUUCGGGAGUACCGCGGACACAAGGACGGCGUCUGGGAGGUAUCGGCCGGACGGCCCGGGCAGCAUGUGGUCGGCACCGCGUCAGCAGACCACACGGCCUGCGUAUGGUCUGUGGACUCUGGCCGGUGUCUACUGCAGUACCAGGGCCACGAGGGCUCGGUGAACUCGGUCCGCUUCCACCCGACCCGCGACCUGGUGCUGACCGGGUCGGGCGAUCAGACUGCGCACGUCUGGCAGGCGGCCGUCAAUAUCGACUCGGGGCGGGCCAUGUCGUCUGAAGAGGAGGUGGACCCGUCCGACAUGUACGACGACAUGGCUGCGCCGGCCGAGGGUAGCAAUGUGCUCCGGACACCGAUUCUGGAGCUGACUGGACACUCUGGGGUGGUGAUCGCCGCCGACUGGCUGGCAGGAGCCGAACAGGUGGUGACCGCCUCGUGGGACCGGACUGCGCAGCUGUUUGACGUCAACACGGGCGAGAGUCUGAACACGCUGGCUGGCCACGAUCAGGAGCUGACGCACGUCUCGGCGCACCCGAGCCACAAGUUCGUCGUCACGUCCAGCAAGGACUUCACCUUCCGGCUGUGGGACUUCCGCGAGCCCAUCCCCUGCGUCUCCGUGUUCCAGGGACACACAGACGCUGUGACCUCGGCCGUGUUCAGCCGCGAGGAUAAGGUAGUUUCUGGCAGCGACGACCGCAGCUGUAAGGUCUGGGACCUGAAGAACAUGCGCUCGCCACUAGCCACCAUCCGCGGGGACGCCGCGGUCAACCGGCUGGACGUGUCGUCGGCGAACGUCAUAGCGGUGCCGUUCGACAACCGGCAUAUCCGCCUGUACGAUAUGAACGGCCAGCGUCUGGCCCGACUGCCGCGCUCCAACCGGCUGGGCCACCGGCGCAUGGUGUGCUCAGUGGCGUGGAGUGACGACCUCAGCUCGGGGCGGCCGAACCUGUUCAGCAGCGGGUUCGACAACACGGCCAUCGGAUGGCUCAUCACCCCGCCCAAGGACAGCAAGGACUAGUCAGCGCGCCCCGAGCGCCGUGUGAUAUCUCGACCGACCAGUGACCGCCGCCGUCGCCGCCGCCGCCGCCGCGGCUCGCAGAGCUACCCUUGCCCUUUCAGUUGCCUGUUUGUAUACGGAGCGCGGUGCCGAGCCGGUCGGCCGCGCGCGAGUCGCCCCUGCGCGAGCACAGAGCUAGAACACUGCUUGUCGACUCAUCGCGCGGUCGUGAUGUUUUUCAGCUGUGAGCUAGGAGCGGCCGCGCGGCGCCGUUAGGACUGGUAACACGUCUUCCCGGGGCGGGUCGGACGGCCCGGCCCGGCCCUGCUGUCCACGGACCGUGGCCGGGCCGGCCGCCGGACCGCCCGUAGUCGCCGCCGCCGCUGCCACCGCGCCGCGUCACCCACAUACAAUCAUAGGGGCGGUCACGUCCGCACUGCCCACGAAUUGUGUAUAUGUAUGCAUUUGUGUGAGAGAGAUGUCUUAACUACAGGGGCGGCGGCCGGGCCGGGGUAUGUGUUAGGAGUUGGCGACUGACGAACGCUGGAGUUUUAGUUAGCUCGGCAGUGACUUGCCGAAUGGGGAGGGGAGUUGAAGGGUCACGGAUCGCGACUGUGUCAGGUGUGUGUGGACCCGGUGACAACUCAGAGAGUCGGAGCACCCAGGGCAUUGUCUCCCGAGGCCAGUCAGAGGUAGACCAGGCCAGCAAGGCGUCCGUGCGCCGUGAAUGAUGCAGAUCUGCCCGCGCCGCCGCCGCCGCCCCGCGCUAGGAACAAACUCGGCCGCGCCCGCCGCGUGUGCCGCGUCUCAGUGUGGGGGCGCCGCACGGACAGGGCGCGGCGCCCCCGUUUGGCCUCCGUGUGGCCAGGGCGCCGCCCGCCCGCCCGCUGUAGGCGGCCAGUGCAGUGUAUUAGAUACAUAUACAGCGCAAAUACACAGCUUUCCCUGUUU
This is a messenger RNA of Amphibalanus amphitrite, 3789 nucleotides long. Its product is annotated as WD repeat-containing protein 37-like. The record is from RefSeq and is a predicted model, not a curated record. NCBI's taxonomy places the organism in Eukaryota, Metazoa, Arthropoda, Thecostraca, Balanomorpha, Balanidae. Gene Ontology annotation, cellular component: preribosome, large subunit precursor. The coding region runs from base 1294 to 2859 and encodes 521 amino acids. Gene Ontology annotation, molecular function: protein binding. The transcript is spliced from 10 exons.